AUAUUUUUUUAUCUACAGAGGUGAUCGCUCCGCCGCGCAAGUCUGCGCGCUCGGCUUUUCAGCUGCAGUUGCUUUAUCGCACGCCUCAAGUUACUAUCGCCGGAAGAAACGCGUCCUCGUAUCCAGGCUGUCUGCUUCGCACCAUCGUAAAGUAAGGCAUUUCCCGCCAGAGCGGUGCUUGUUUCACCGCGGUGGACUGAACUAUGGGCUCCAAAAGCACUGACAGCCCGAGACACGCAUUCGAUGCUCAACGCCGCGCCAUUCACAGCAUGGCGGCGCCGUGCCCGCGCAGGUUCCUCCCAGCGCCGGAGCCUUCGGGGGAGUGGGACUUGGAGGACGUCUGCACCGUGCUGGCUGCCAUUUCGCUGCUGCUGGUGGCACUGGUUGGCGUGCCGCUCUGCUUCUACUGGGACAGCCGCUGCGUGCUGCUGACCAUCGGCUCGCUCGUGGCGCUCUGCAUCAUGGCGCGCGUGGUGCACGAGCGCCGCGCCGCUGCGCACCUCGCUCGGCACCAUUGGCUGUCGCUGACCGCCUCGUUCUUGGUCCAGCAGAGCCCGCAGGAGCGCGAGCCCCUCGUCUCUUGCAAGAGCGCCAACAGUGUCUGAAAAAGGCUCGGCGCACUCCGGCCUACAGCCUACCCGCCACAGUGCUUCGUCGGGAGUUUUCGACGGGGUGCAAGGAUUCGCUCCUGCCAACAGCCCCAUAUCUGCAGCGUACGCGAAACGGCCGGCAACGGACUGCAAGAGCGACGGAGCAGAUUCGCUCUCAGUGCGUGUGUUUUCUCAGCGCGCAUCCAGAACGGACUUCGCUGUGACUGGAGCAUUUUAACAUUUUCGCAUUCGUCCUGUGCUCUGCGAGAGCUAACAGGCCUGAACAUUGGCGCUUUAUACAGUGCGUAACGGUUUGCCUCCCGUGGAGUGCGAUUUUGCACACUCACCUGCCUAUGGUCAGCUUUUUUUUUUUCUUUUUGUAGCACUUCAGGACUCGUCUUUUAGUCUAAGGAGUGCUGCUAAACGCAAGAUUGCUAUGUCUCAAGUAAAGCCGAAAAAAAAACGAAAGGCAAAGGGAAAGUAAGCAAUUCCUCUGCAGCUUCGGCACCGCAUGAGUGCUUAUUUCGUGAGCCAUAUUGAAGAUGUGCCUAGGCGUAUCUGGCCGUCUUGAAGUGUCUUGCGACACGACACUUACCUUUUUAUCCUCCACGAACGAAAGGACUCUCCGAUUAUUGCCCACUUAGCACCUACGCUUGAAAAACUUAUUUCUGUCUCGUGGCGACUCUGAAGACAUCCUUAACGCCGAUAUUGAACCAUGCAUUACAUAUUCGCGACAAAUUUGAGACGGUUUCUCAACUCUGAAAUUGUCAUUGCUCGAACGCUUGAAAGCCACACUUUGUGCAAUUUCAGUUUCACUUCAAAGCACAGCCUGUGGGCACUGCGCUCUACCCCUCAAUAUUUUUGCGAGCAUUUUAAGUAUUUCUCAUAUUUUAUUUCGGAGAGCAAUUUUACCCCUCUCCUUGUCACACGGUUACUGAUACGCGAAAAAAACUUAGGGCGAGAGGGUAGGGAACGGAGCAAUAAAGUUGGUUUUAUUUUCUCA
Molecule: messenger RNA, 1593 nt
Organism: Dermacentor andersoni
Lineage: Eukaryota; Metazoa; Arthropoda; Arachnida; Ixodida; Ixodidae
Source: RefSeq, a predicted model, not a curated record